Messenger RNA from Zophobas morio, 1630 nucleotides. Its product is annotated as SET domain-containing protein SmydA-8-like. Lineage: Eukaryota; Metazoa; Arthropoda; Insecta; Coleoptera; Tenebrionidae. The record is from RefSeq and is a predicted model, not a curated record. Bases 70 to 1554 code for a protein of 494 amino acids. The transcript is spliced from 2 exons.
UUCUCUCGAAGUUCUAAAUCGGGUCUAUAUUAAAGCAGUCGUGCACCGCACGCAACAGUUCGAUAAGACAUGGCGAGCGAAGUCUUGUUUACAAUUAAGAAAAACGACCAAGUGGGACGGUACGCAGUGGCCAGUCGUGCCCUUAAGCCUGGAGAUUUAAUUUUUUCAGAGCAACCGUUUGCUUAUGGCCCAAAAUCGGAUACUCCUCCCGUAUGUCUGGGAUGUUCUGCCCCUGCUGAUUGUUCAACCUUGUGCUCGCAGUGUUUAUGGCCUGUAUGUGGACCCGAAUGUGAAGGUCUCCCAAUUCACAGAGAAAACGAAUGUGCGGUCUUUGCUAAAGCUGGGGUGAAAUUCCAACCAGUGAAUGAUUCGGCAGCUGUUUGUCUACAGUACGAAUGCAUCACUCCAUUGAGAGUACUUCUGGCAAAAGAGAAAGAUCUAAAACGUUGGCAAGAAGAAGUGGAAAUGAUGGAAGCUCACAAUGAUAUUCGCAAAAAGAGACCACUAUGGCAAUUUAAUCAGACUAAUGUUGUCGGUUAUUUGCGAGGUCCUUGCAAGUUAGAUCGAUUUCCAGAAGAGCUAAUCCACACUGUUUGUGGUAUUCUCGAAAUCAAUGCAUUCGAAGCAAGAACCACUGCAGGACAUUUCAUCCGUUGUUUGUACCCAAAACUAGCCAUUCUUUCCCACAACUGUGUCUCAAAUGUGCAUCACUCGGUAUCUCCAGACGAUUUUGCCGUCUAUGUGAGAGCCGUAGUCGAUACCCCAGAAAACGGAGAGCUGUUCAGCAGUUACACGUAUUCCCUUUGGCCAACUUUAGUACGUCGCGACUACUUAAAAGAAAGUAAAUACUUCGAAUGCAAGUGUCCAAGGUGCCAAGACAAAACUGAAUUAGGAACACACAUGGGGAGCCUAAAAUGCAGCAAGUGCGAUAACGGGGUUAUUUUGAGCACAGAUCCACUGAGUUUCACAUGUGAUUGGAAGUGCACUCACUGCGACUUCAAAACCAACGCAGUCGCAGUGAAAAAGGUUUAUGAUACGGUCCAGGCGGAAAUAGAUGCUGUGGAAAUGCUCGGUGGGCCAGAAGGUAUCGAACAACGAGAAGCUAUUUUUAGGAAGUAUAGGUCUGUAUUCCAUCCUAAAAAUGCAUAUAUGACGAUAGUCCGUUCGGCGUUGACCCAACUGUACGGUCGAGCUGACGGGUACACAAUUGAAGAUUUGCCGGAUCUGCUGUUGGAAAGGAAAGUGGAGCUUUGUAAUCAGUUGAUGGAGGUGCUGGAUGUGAUCGAACCGGGUUUUUCUAGGAUUAGGGGAAUUACGUUGUAUGAGCUGCAUGCCCCUUUGAUGAUUUUAGCGAGGAACCUGUAUACUUCAGGUGCCAUCAGCAAAGAUGAGUUCAGGAAAAAGUUGCAAGAGGCGAUAGAUACUUUGGGCAAGUCUGUGGAGAUUUUGAAGAAUGAGGUCCCGGACUCGAAUGAGGGGCAGCUGGGAUUAAUGGCACAACAAGCUUAUGAGAGCUUGAAUCAGAAUUUUGAAGUUCUUAUAGAAACUGCGUAAUUUCAUUUAUUAGUUUCAGAGUGCCUGUUUAUUAUAUCCAUUUUUGAAAAAUUUGUAAUAAAGUAAUUUUACAGUG